Molecule: messenger RNA, 888 nt
Organism: Temnothorax curvispinosus
Lineage: Eukaryota; Metazoa; Arthropoda; Insecta; Hymenoptera; Formicidae
Exons: 4
Coding region: 111-779 (222 amino acids)
Source: RefSeq, a predicted model, not a curated record
CUGCAUUUCUUACUGAAUGCAGCUAUUACUUACAUUAUUACUUUUUUACAGCUCUCAUACUCUUAUGCCAGUACAUACACAUAAGUACUUCAAGAGGAAUAAUAUUUUUUAUGUAUGAAAAUAUGGAGAUUACAGAUAUUUUACAACAAUUGGGAAUAAGCACUUAUGCUAAUGUUUUCGAAAAAAACGGAAUUACAAUGGAGUUAAUUAAAGACUUAAAUGAAAAAUUAAUUGCUGAACUUAUUCCCGAAGUGGGUCCACGUAUAAUUUUUUUGUCGUACUGGAAAAAGAACUUUUCACAAACGAAGGAGACAAGUUCAGUAGCAAGUUCAGUAGGAACUUCAGUAACAAGUUCAGAUGCAGAAAUUAAUAGUAUAGAGAAUAACCAAAAUGCACUUAAUACUUGUAAUAAAAAUGCAAUACAAGAGACAAAUACUUGUGAAAAUUCUAGUAAAAGAAAAUUACAUGAAUUAGACGAAGAAGAUGCAUCUACUUCACAAGAUACGUUUCUAUUAGAAACAAUUCCCAGCAUUGAAGAUCUAUUACAACGAUCAAAAACGGGUAGAGUAAUACUAUGUGGUUCUAAGAUUAAAGAGCUGACUGGAUCAAUGAGAAAUAAGUUGUGCAAUAUAAUUAUCACUUAUAUGCAGGACAAUAAUCUUGUUAUGACAAAUGAAAUAGCCAAAGGCAUUUCAAAACGAAUUGUUAAAUUAUUUCCUUCUGAAGCUGAAGGUACCUAUUUUAUAGAAGGAAAAAAAAAAGAUCCACAAUCCGGAUAAGAAAUCAUUAGCUGCGAAAGGCAAAUUGUUGUCGUGUUGGCGCAAUAGAAAAUAUGCUUUGUCACAAUUAACAAAAUUGACACAAGAAGAUGACAUUGAUAAUCUUGAU